GUCCACCUUUGCCCUCCGCCAGAGCACAUGGCAUGUUCGUCACUUAUCUACCGGAGUAAGCACCUGAAAGAGAACCUUGGCUCCGAGAAAAUGCGUCUCUACUCUGGACUACCGUAUGCAUUCACUCUGCGGCAAAACAACUACUGGUUGAUAAUAUUUCAUUAUAUAUGAUCCGUGUGAGUUCCCGCUGAUACCCAUUGUAAAUUAUGCCGUAAUUUGACAGUGAAGCGCAGAUUGCGAGAACCCCGGGUUGUGAAAUGUGGAAGUACAAGACAGCGAGCACGUUGUAGGUCUUCAUUUGCCGACAAAACUGAUUGGAAUAGGCACAUAGGGUACUGCCCACAUUUAGGAACACCUAAUGCCAAUUGUACACAAAUUGACUGUAGACAAGGCCGUGAUAUUAUUCCAGUCGACACCGUCACAAUGUGUGCCGAUGUAGUGUCAUUAUCUUGUCGUCUGUGAUCGAAGGUGCGAAGACGUCAUUAUACCGCCAACUUAUCGCCGUCAGAGGAUGAGGUUGCGUCUGCUUAUUUCUGAGGUCAUUCAAUUGUUUCUCCUGCUACCGACCAUCUUCCGGCCAUCCGUUGCUCUCCCAUUCAAUUGGAGCCUCGUUAGCGACUUCAAUGUCACUGGCAACAUCACUCUCCCCGAUGGCAUGGAUGGUGGUGUGGACUACCAAUACAACAAGCUGUACGACGACUACGACAACGAGGACGAUGCAGAUGACAUGGAAGACACAGAGGUGGAAAUUGAGGACAUCAGUUUAGAGAACAUGCCACCCCCGGGACUGGCAUCUAUUGGGGCGGAGGGGAUUAUUCGUGACCCCCAUCGCGACCCCCCUGAGUAUAUGAUGGACUUGUACAACAGGUUUUCAGCCAGCAAGCCCUACAUCCAUCCCACCUCCAACAUCGUCCGCAGCUUCAUGAACGUCAACCAAGAAGACUUUGACUUUAACGGAACCAUGGAAGCCGAGUUGCCUGGUAACCACACACGAGUACACAAGCUUGUGUUCAACAUCACCAGCAUAUCAAGGGACGAGGAGAUAGACUACGCCAUGUUGAGAUUGUAUACACUGGUUCAGCAGGACAGGGACGCUUACGCAGGAAUUGACAGGAUUGUGUCGGUGCUCCAGGACCGGGGCUUCGAAUUGGGCCCUGAGGACAGGUACAAGAUAUUGUCCUCUCGCCAUAUCUACGGCCAUAAUAGCGGGUGGGAAGCGUUUGACGUCACUUCCGCUGUGCGCCUAUGGGCUGAGAACAUAAGCUGCGUCCAGAUUCUUGAGGUUCGCAUAGAGAGUGUGUUUAACGCAGUAACGGAUGGUGCUAUGGAUAUAGACACUGAUCCAAACCAUAGGAACGAACCCCUGUUGGUUAUUUUCUCAAACAAUAAUCAGAAACGGAGCCUUCGGGAGAAAGAGCUGCAUGAGCUGAUAGCACAUGAGCUGGACGUUGAAGACGAAGCAGUAGCUACGGAGAGCGUGCAUCAGCAUAGACACUCUAAUUCCACUGGGCAACUGUCUAGGUUUAAGAGAAGCAAGAAGAACCGCAGGAACAGUUGCAGAAGGAGCCUGUUGUACGUCAGCUUCCAGGAGAUAAACUGGAACAAGUGGAUUAUAGCGCCCCCUGGUUACCAGGCAUUCGAGUGCGUGGGGAAGUGCUACUACCCCCUCAGCGACCACCUCACCCCUACCAAACAUGCCGUCAUUCAGACCCUGUUCCACAACUCUCGUCCCAAGGCGGUGGCACGUGCGUGUUGUGUCCCCACCAAACUCAACCCCAUCUCCAUCCUGUACGUCGACGAGAACAACGUCAUCACCUACAAAUUCAAAUACGAGGGCAUGCAGGUGGCAGAGUGCGGCUGUCGUUGACGUCGUCGCCUUUCGGUGACGUCCAGGAACAAUGGGUCUUUAUGGAUGAAGUCCAGGUCUUCCCCAACAGAAGUUGGUUCGUGUCUCAAGGAAGGGUUAUCAAUAUAGAACUAAACAGGCUCUUUGACCUUGUGGAGGACGUCUAUUCAGUGCGAUGACAUGUCUGAUGUUGCUUAAGAGAAAGGGGCUACCCUACGGGUACUAUUAUCGUUUAUUGUGUUUUUCUCAUGGUGAAACUGCACCAAAAGAUAUGUUAACCGACUUGUAUUCCCGUUCUGGUGGCAUGGUGACUCACGGCUCGCCAACGUGUGACUUCCUGCAUGGAGCGCGCGACUGGAACAACCCGUGACUACAUCGUCAGUGACUGAUAGCGGAACUUGAUAAUCAACGUGGAACAAACGUGCACAUGAAGACGUACAGGCAGAGACUCGCCUCUGUGUAUGGAGUCUGCUUGUCGUGCCGAUCUGUGCAUGUUCAUUCCAGAGCGCGUCUUCCCGCUGAACCGUUCCAAGGUCACCUCGUGGUUGGGAAAACGCCCUGGGGUCUCAGCAGAAGAUGCCCAACACUCUCGCUGGAGGCUCGAAGGCUACACAAGGCGAGAUAGGACGCCGAAUUAUAUGCAUGAGACACCUUCUGGAAUAUUACGCGCCAACCACAGUGGUGCUGUUUAGACCAGAGUUUGCAAGUUUAACCAGGGCUUUUGUUACCUAAUAUGUAUAGCUGUCUGUGUGUACAGUACGGUAGAGCUUUGUUGCUGUGCAUAUUCCGACGCUCGCUGGCUAUUUGUUAUCAUGUAGUUCGCCUGAUGUACGAUAUCUGUGGUUAGAGAUAACCUGUACCUUAGAAUUGAUUGUUUGUUAAUGCUGACGAUUUGCAAUCUGAAACAUCCUUAUCAGCCACCGUACAUACGCCAGGCACGCAUCUUCAUCAGUGAUCUAUUCAGUAACCCAUAGCUGCUAUCAACGGCAUUCAAACUGGGUUAGUAUGCUGCGGAAUCACUUAGGCUACAGUUUUGUUCGGUAAGGUUUAAUACAGAUUUGAAAUAAAUAAUUAAAGUUCAAUUUUCCAUAAUAUUUCAAGCAACGUAGCUCAUGGACGUUUGGAGAUGUCUGGAGGAAUCAACGACGCAUCCUUUCAAAUACAUGCAUGCCCGUUACCCCGGGACAAGCAAUAUGCUCUCUGGACGAUUUUGCUGUCCAUCUCAGACCUAAAAUGUACGUCGUAAUAUAUUGAUAUUAUAGGGAAGAGAUAACAACCUUGAGCUUCAUCUCUGGGUAGUGAGUUUUGAUGCGGGAAAGUAUUUUGAGGGUACUAGUCCUUCAGGUCAGCUGUGGACUUAAGGGACCGGGGAAGGGCUAUGACUCAGGAAAGUGCCUGUCCUAGCAAGUUAGAUUCAAAUCGUUCAAACAUCACUUUGGUAUCUGCGGUGGAGACGCCUAGUGGUAAAAGUGUUCCUCGUCGCGCUUACGGGCCAGGGUUCGGUUCGCCAUGUGAGUACAAUGUGUGAUGCCAUUUUUUGGACUCCCUUACGUGAUAUGCCUGGAAUGUUUCUAAAAGCGGCGUAAAACCAUAGUCAUUCACUCGUUUACUAUCGCCUCCAGUUUUAUUAUUAUGUGCAUCAAUCUAACAGUUCAUUUUCAUAUACCCACAGGUACUGCUCUUUCCUCUAAAAGUGUUAUUUCCUCCUUCAAAAUACCAGGUAGGGAUCUUGACGUAGGGCCAGAGAUGAAAGAGCAAAUGAUCCGAUUUCUUCGAGAGAUCUUUUACUGGAACACAGCCAAAAUAUUUGUGAACGGUGCCUAAACACAGCUGUUAAUAAGUUACAUAAUUCAUACUGAGGGAAUUUCACCAAUAGAGGCUUGUGUGGCAGGGCAUAUUUUCCGACACCUACUGCGAUACACUUUCAUUCACACCAGGACUGUUGUCCUUGGAGGUUAACGUGUCGCUGUAGUGAUGGAUCUGUCUACUUGAAAGUGACCAGGGGUGUCUACCUGAUAGAGUGAAACGACAAACAUGUGUCUCGUCUCGACAAAGAUGAAGAGUCCAGGCCAAGACCACAUGCUGAUAUUAAGUACCUCUGUAUAUCCAAACCUACGUUUGGGUCCCUCAACAAAAAUAACUUGUUUUAUAAAUUUUGUGACGUUAGAUGUUUAGAAUUUCCUUUUAUGUUGCUUCUGUUUAUCUAAACAUACGUUUUGGCCUACCAACUAAGAAAUUUUGUUUUAUAAGAAUGUACAAAUUUCCUGCUUAUUCUGUACUUACCGCAACACAAGUAUCUGGCAACAAAACCUUCUUAUUCUGUUUCGGCGGAUAAUCUAAACUGGUUAUUUGUUUUUUACAAUUUAUCUUUUUAUCUAAUAUGCAAGUCGUGAGAGAAUACAUUGAAACUGUUAUGACGUCCGUUGCUCUUGUGCCUCCCUCUGUUAUAUCGUCCUUGCAUUUAACGUUACAAAAUAGUCACCAUAAUAUUUGAAGCGAACGUAAAAGGUGGUAGUCGGGCAUCCAACUGACCAGUCGUGUCCCUGGUUUGCUGCCCUGUCAAAGUCGUCUCUUCAUGUUUGCAUAAUUUAUUUUUUUUAAACAUAUCUGUGCAUUAACUAUGAACUAUUUUGUCUCUUUCAUCAAAUAUUUCAUGUCUUCCUUGUGUCUUCGAGGGGCAAACCGGAGAAGUGGUCACUUCGUUUUAAGACAAGAACUGAGAGGAGUGAUUUGGGUUUAAGGUCACUUAAAUAGUAUUUCAGCUAUAUCAUGGUGGGUUGGCUUGAUGUCGGAAGAAAAAUCCAAAGUAACACAGGUCUUGGACGAUAACCACUUUGGUGAAAGCCUACAAACCUCGAAGGGCGAACCGAAACGAUCAUCGAUUUCUGGCACGCUUAGGGAAUCAACUGCAUAGCUUAUUCCGGCGUCUUUGACGACUGGGACCCCGGUGCCCGCGUGCCGUGAUAAGUGCAGCUAAUUGUCAUGUGUAGCAAAAUAAACGACGUAUAUGCAGAACGGCCUGAUAUAAUUACAGACUACUGUAUAUACUAUGUGUUGUAGUACUGGACGCUAUACCUCAUGUGGGUGUGUGCUCAUAGUGGAAAUGGUGUGCUAUGAUUACAAUGUAAAUUUAGAGAAACAACUAAAUAAAGCCAUAUGUGUUUU
Molecule: messenger RNA, 5011 nt
Organism: Haliotis rufescens (red abalone)
Lineage: Eukaryota; Metazoa; Mollusca; Gastropoda; Lepetellida; Haliotidae
Product: bone morphogenetic protein 10-like
Exons: 3
Coding region: 512-1867 (451 amino acids)
Biological process (GO): BMP signaling pathway; SMAD protein signal transduction
Cellular component (GO): extracellular region
Molecular function (GO): cytokine activity; growth factor activity
Source: RefSeq, a predicted model, not a curated record